UUGCUGGUGGUUGGAGUCAAGGUUUUGCUCUGAGACCACUGUAAUUUAGAUGAAGUGGCAGAAUGCUAUUGAUGUGUUGCAUACCCACACUUUUGUUAUCACUUAGUUGCUCCAACUCUGUUUGCUUUGGUACUGGCUUUAGGGCACCUGUUGCCUGCAAAUAAACAAAGAAGCAAACCUCAUGGAUCCAGAAUUCCAGCAGAAACUAGAGGAUGAGAAGGAACUAAUUCGUCGAGCUAUCCAGAAGGAACUAAAGAUCAAAGAGGGGGCAGAAAACCUACGCAAGGUGACAACAGAUAAAAAGAACCUGGUGCAUAUAGAGCAUGUGCUGAAAUCUUCCAACAGGAAACUGGAGCAGCUGCACUGGGAUCUCCAGGAGCUUACUGCCCAGUUUGUAGUAACAGAGAAAGGUGAGAGCAAAAGAGAUGGUUCCAUGAACCUUGACCGUUGUCUCUGGGAAAGGAACCCAAACCCGGUGGCAAGGAGGAUAGAGGCUCUGAGAAAGCAGCUGCACAUUGAGAUGAAGGUGAAACAGGGAGCUGAGAACAUGAUUCAGAUGUAUUCAAAUGCAACAUCAAAGGACCGGAAGCUGCUGGCAACAGCUCAGCAAAUGCUCCAGGACAGUAAGACGAAGAUUGAGCUGAUUCGCAUGCAGAUUGUGAAAGUAUCUCAGUUGGCAGGUGGAAUAGAGUAUGCAAUGGAUCCAGCAGUGAAGGUGGGAGCCACCAUCAGUCUCCAGGAGCUACGCAUUGAAGAACUGCGGCAUCACCUAUGCAUUGAAGCUGCUGUAGCUGAGGGAGCAAAAAAUGUGGUGAAGAUCCUAGGAGGCAGGCGGGUGCAGGAUCGCAAAGUGUUGGCUGAAGCUCAGAGUCGCUUGCAAGAAUCAUCUCAGAAGAUUGAUUUGCUGCGCUUGGCCCUGGAGCAGCAGCUUAACGAGCUUUCUCCUGAUCACCCAAAGUGGGCACUCAUCAAGCAGGAGCUAGUGAAUGCUUCCUCUCAGGGAGCUCAGCAUGUUGCCAUUCAGCCCUUUACUUCAUUGAUCAAACCCACAGCUCUCACAGGCUCAUUAGAAGUAAGACUGUUGGGGUGUCAGGAUCUGUUGGAAAAGGUUCCAGGACGUUCCCGAGUGAUUGGUUCAUCUCCCAACCAUGAAAGCCCAAGUGACAUGAAGUCCCUGACUCGAGCCCGAGCCGGGAUGAGUAUUCAUAGCCGCAGUACUGCAACAAAGCACUUGAGGAAUGAGGAACUGUGUAAUGAGGUGCUUGCUGUACUCAAAGUGGACAAUAAAGUGGUUGGUCAGACAAACUGGGGCCCAGUUAAUAACCAGGCUUGGAACCAAAGCUUUGUCAUUGAGCUGGAUCGGUCCCGGGAACUGGAGAUUGCAGUCUAUUGGCGUGACUGGAGAGAGCUGUGUGCAGUGAAGUUCUUGCGCUUAGAUGACUUUCUUGAUAAUGAACGUCAUGGGAUGUGCCUCUCUCUUGAACCCCAGGGGACGCUUUUUGCUGAGGUGACCUUCUGUAACCCUGUGAUUGAGAGACGAUCCAAACUGCAGCGCCAAAAACGUAUUUUCCCCAAACAGAAAGGAAUGCAGUUUCUCCGAGCCUCUCAAAUGAACAUAAACAUUGCUACCUGGGGACGUCUGAUGAUGAGCAUCCUCCCGCCAUGUAGUUCCAUGAGCACUCUAAGCCCCACACUUGGUAGUCCUAUUAAUUCAGAUUUUACCUCUCCAGCACUGCUGCAAACUGAUUCAGUGUUCAUGUUGGACAGUGACUAUCCAGUGGUUAAACUGACAUUUAGUGAGGAACCGCCCCCUAAGCCUCCACGGCUUUUUUUGACAGCAGAUUCCAAAGAGAUUUCUCCAUCUCCUGAAGAUUCUCCGUGUGUGAAGAGGCUCCAUGUGGAAGAGAAGACAUGCAGCUCUGCUGUAAGAGAAGCACCAAACUGGGCUUCUCAGAGGAAGAGGGCUGUUCAACUUCAGGAUUUUCGCUGCAUUGCUGUGCUGGGACGAGGGCACUUUGGGAAGGUGCUGCUAGGUCAAUAUAAGGCAACAGGGAAGUUGUAUGCUAUCAAAGCCAUAAAGAAACAAGACAUUGUUAGCCAAGAUGAAAUUGAUAGCUUGUACUGCGAGAAGCGAAUAUUUGAAGUGAUCAAUUCUUCUAGCCACCCAUUCGUGGUGAACAUGUUUGCAUGUUUCCAGACACCAGAUCACGCAUGUUUUGUGAUGGAAUAUGUCCCUGGUGGUGAUCUCAUGAUGCACAUUCAUUCUGAUGUCUUUCCAGAACAUGUGGUGCAGUUCUACACGGCCUGCGUAGUGCUGGGACUCCAGUUCUUACAUGAGAACAAAAUUAUUUACAGGGAUCUGAAGUUGGAUAACUUGCUCUUAGAUGCUGAGGGCUUUGUGAAAAUUGCAGAUUUUGGGCUGUGUAAGGAAGGCAUGGGUUUUGGGGACUGCACUAAGACUUUCUGUGGCACCCCUGAAUUUCUGGCUCCAGAAGUCUUGACAGACACCUCAUACACCCGGGUAGUGGACUGGUGGGGGCUAGGUGUGCUCAUUUUCGAGAUGCUUAUUGGUGAGUCUCCAUUCCCUGGAGAUAAUGAAGAGGAGGUCUUUGACAGCAUUGUCAAUGAAGAGGUCCGCUAUCCGCAAUUCCUUUCUUCUGAGGCACGAUCCAUACUCCACAAGCUUCUCCAGAAAUGUCCAGAACGUCGCCUUGGGGCAGGAGAAAGGGAUGCAGAGGAGAUUAAAACUCAGCCCUUUUUCAGGGUGAUUGACUGGGAUGCUUUGUUUGCCAGAGAACUGAAGCCCCCUUUUGUGCCUUCCUUAAAAGCUCCCACUGACAUUAGCAACUUUGAUGAAGAGUUUACCUCCCAGAAGCCAAUCCUGACUCCUCCAGAUGAGAUUCCUGUCCUCUCCUCUGAGGAACAAGCUGCCUUUAAGGACUUUGACUUUGUCUCCAGACACCUUCUGGAAGUCUGAUUGCAAUCCUGUAAGCCAUGGAUGAUUUAGACCCUGAGAGAUCCUAGAGGGACUUGACACUGACUAUGGAAGGUCAGCUUAAUAAUGGACAUACGAUUAUUCAUUGCUCUGGUAGUAUUACAUAUUUUAGAAAGCAUAUUCUGCAAGCUGGUUGCUCUACUAUAUUGUGCACAUGGUAGUAGGGAGAGAACUACGGGAUGUGAUUUUUAGGAAAGUUCAAGCUUGCUAGCUGCGUUUUUAAAAAAGUACCUGGCUGUACUCGGGCCACCAUUAGAUAUUGGUGGGCACUCACAAUUUAAACAGAAUUUAAUUUAGCAAUGUAUCUGAAUGAAAUAGAGCCUUCCCUCCUCCCCGGACAAACUCCUCCUACCUCUGUAGUGGGAUCUUGCAGGCUGCUUAGCUUUCUCAGCACCAGAACAGCAGCAAAAGAACUGGCACACUAUGGGUAUGUCUGAACUACAUCCCUCUUUCGAAAGAGGGAUGUAAAUUAGACAUACCGAAAUUGC
Molecule: messenger RNA, 3483 nt
Organism: Pelodiscus sinensis (Chinese soft-shelled turtle)
Lineage: Eukaryota; Metazoa; Chordata; Testudines; Trionychidae
Source: RefSeq, a predicted model, not a curated record